Messenger RNA from Humulus lupulus (European hop), 4966 nucleotides. RefSeq names its product protein EMBRYONIC FLOWER 1. The record is from RefSeq and is a predicted model, not a curated record. NCBI's taxonomy places the organism in Eukaryota, Viridiplantae, Streptophyta, Magnoliopsida, Rosales, Cannabaceae. The transcript has 7 exons. Gene Ontology annotation, biological process: shoot system development; negative regulation of DNA-templated transcription; negative regulation of flower development. Bases 451 to 4389 code for a protein of 1312 amino acids.
CAUGGUGUGGACAAAUUUAAUACAGCAAAAACCUCUUCUUCGAGACAAAAAAAGAUAAAAGAUAAAACCCCUCUCUCUCUCUUCGCCUUUCUCUCUCUAAAAGGAUCGAAAAACCUCGGCUCUUUCUUUCUCUCUCUAGGGUUUCUCGAAAGUUCGCAGUGAAAUUCUACUGAGCCAGCUUUCGAAUCUGGUCUCCAAGCUUGGCUUCUGAUCUUCGCCAUGGGUUGGUCUAUCUUUUGGUGCCGUUUUCUCGAUCGAUAGGGGCGCGUGGUGAAUCGGAGCCCCGAGACGAUGAUGGUGAUGAUGAUGGCGACGCGCCUGCAGGGACUACUGUGUAGUGUCGUUUCAUGUGAAGGUUAAUUGCGUUUCGAGUUAAUUAGUUGGGAACCUAUCUAGUUAGGUAGUAGCAAACAAAGAUCGGCAAGACACAAGCUGGCUCAGUAUUCUAAGAUGAAGUCAACCAGUGUUAUGAUGGAAGAGAAUAAUCAAAAGGGUGAUUCUGGUACUGCCAAUGCGGGAUCAUUUGUUAAAAUUGAUUCAAUAUCUAUAGAUCUCGAUGAUGGCAUUGACAAGAGUUAUGUGGGGACUAAGUGUGAACAUUUUUCCAUACGUGGAUAUGUAUCUGAAAUUCGGAGGCAAAACUGGAAGUUGUGCUGGCCAUUUGCUUUAGAUGAUGAAAAGAAUAAGGUUGAAAAUGAAACAUCUUCUCUUCCUCCUUUAAUUGCUCCAAAAUUCAAAUGGUGGUCUUGCCAAAGCUGUCUGCAGGAAACCAGCUCAAAAGGCACUGUAAAGGUUUAUGAUAAGUCUCGCGCAAUCGGAUCUCAAUCCAAUGACACUUCCUCUCUGAUGCCAUCCUUUUCUAGUUCUGUCACACAUGAUCUACCCAAUUUUCCGCAAGAUCCAUCUCGAAACAUGGUUGAGAAGACCAAAUUUGAUGUCAACACUUUUACCGAGGUGAAUAGGAGCGGGGACCAAAUUCCCUGCUGUAGUGACAAGAAAAAAGACCAAAUUCCCUCCUGCAGUGACAAGAAAAAAGUGCUCGCUGCAGAUGCACCUAUUAGCUUCACAGGGCACAAAAAUGGCUUAGAAAAUCAUGUGGUUCGUGAAACUUCUGGAAAAACCUUUGUCCCAGCACAAUGUGAUCCUAAUUUAGCACAAUGUGAUCCUAAUUUGAUGCAGGAGAAACCUAAAUGUGCCGCAGAAGCUAUAAAACUGGAGCGGAACAGACCUUUUGAACUCUGUAAGCAUAGCUGCAGAAAACAUGACAAUAUGGAUAUUGAGUUUGCAAUCCACAUGGACAAUUCUAAAAGCUCCACCAAGAUGCUUCAAACAGAAAAAGAAAAUUUUGCAGAUAAACAACACAUGGGAUUGAAGAAAGCUUCUGGGACAUCAGUUUUAGCCUGUUUGCAUGAUGAGGCAGGUAAUGAUGUCAACAGACAAACAAAUGGAUUAGGUUUCCGAGUAUUAGACGAGUGUAAUAAUGCAUCAUCUGAAAGUGUUGAGAUCUUAGCUGGACAAAAUCUUCAGGAUCAUAACAGUGAUAAGUCAAGUGGUUUACAACGUAAGAAAACUCGAAAGGUGCGUCUGCUGACCGAGUUGUUAUGUGAUAAUGGAGAUGCAAAGAUUGAUCAUAUCCGCAUGGAAGACUCUCUGUCUAAUGCUAUUGACAAUGCAUCUGCUGGGGUAGGAAUGGUUUCUGUUCCCGUAGGUCAGGUAUCUUUGCCAGAAAAUGGUAGAGAGGGGUUGGGUGAUAAUAAGAAAAGGAAAUUGCCUCAAGAAGAAGGAUUGAAAUUGACAGAGUUGAGCUCUCAGAGUAAUAUGAAUAAGAAGUUUAAAAUCUUCAAGGGAGGAGAAGAAACUGUCAGUGCAAUUUCAAAUUCAGUAUUAAAAGAUGAUUCCUCUGUUGUAUUCAAUUUGCAAACUGGUACAAAGAGCUCUUGGAGUGAUAGAAAUGAUAGAAAUACUGUCGCGAUAAAGAAGAAAAAUAAGAAAAACCAAAUAAUUGACAAGCAUCCUUCUUUAGUUCCAACAGAAGAAACUAUAUUGAAUCAAACCCCUGAAGAGGUUGGGAUUUUAACUAAGGGAACUACUGUUGAUGUUAAAGUUUCUCUCAAAGAAGUGAAAGAUGCAUCAACUAGUAGAGGGAUGGACAAAACUCCUGUGGGAUCUUCAAGAAAGGAGAGGAAAUCAUUGCUUAAGAAGAAAGGUAAGAUGGCACAAGUUGAUGAUGGACAGGCACCUCAAUUUCCCUGGAAUAGAAGCUUGCUCAAAAAGGGUUCAGCCAUGAGGAGUGAUGAAGUUGUGCACAAUGGGCCUGUAAACGUUUCGUUUCAACAGGAAGAAGAUGCUUGUCAGGAUAUAGAAUCGCAUCUUUCUUUUAGCAGCUACUUGGCCACACAAAGGGACAAGUAUAAUAAGAAAUUUAUUCCUCAAGAUAAAGAUGGCCUAUCUUCCUUGUUAUCUUGGAAGGAAGGCACCCCCAUGGAUCAAGUCACAAGAAAAAAAGUGGAUACAAAUUACAUAUCAGAUUCGAGCAUUCCUUCUAAUUCGACCUAUGCAUUUUUCAAUAAGCAAGUGCAUGCUGAAGUCAGUAGUAAAUUAACCAUGUACAAUUUUCCUGUUUUGAAUGAGAAGCAAAAGAGCAGCACUCAAAUUGAAGAAGGAUAUUGUUCUCUUGUGAAGCAAGUGGAUAUUCCUGGUGCAAGCAACAAUCUGCAAACAAUUAAAGGCAAGGAGCGUUCAGCAGUUUCUAGAAAACAUGCUGACGAAAUAACUCACACUGUAUCUGAGCAGGGACCUUCAGAUGACAUACCCAUGGAAAUUGUUGAACUCAUGGCAAAGAAUCAGUAUGAGAGGCAUCUAGACACUGCUCAAAGAAAGAAAAUCGAGUUAGAAACAGCAAAGGAGGCAAGAAAUAAUCAGAUUAUAUGUUAUGAUAAAGUCUAUGGCACUAAGGAGAUUGGAUUAUUUGAGGAGACCAGUGAGAGAAAAAAAAUUUGUGCCAGGAGUGAAAGAAAAGACAUAGGCACAGUAAGGAAAAAUGUACGACCUGCCAAACAGAAGUCAGUUGAGUAUUUUUCUCCUAUCGAUAGAGACCAAUUUGACAUCAAGCAAAAGGAUCAGAAAAAGUCUUCUAGUGUUCAAUUUCCUUCUAUUAAUUCUGGUCAAUGUAGUUGUGCUCAAAAUUGCAAAUGGAAUGGAGAUGUGGUGGGCUGUGGAUUUUUUCAAGCUCGCAUGCAAAUAGGAGCUUGCGACACAUGCCAGAUUGAUUCAGCCCGGAAAGAAGAGGCAGCUCAUUUCUGGUCAUCCAAAAUACCACAUCAUGCGCCUGUAAGACAUAAGGUUCCUCAAAAGUCUGUCUCUCAGCGUACUAACUUAGAUGUGUUUUCCAAUGAUCCUGGUUUUUUUCAUAAGGGGAAUAUUCUGGACAGGGAGCAUGAGCUGAAGUUUUUAAAUCGAAAUGCUACCAAUCUUGAAAAGCAUAAUCAAAAUGUUGGUUCUGAAACUUUCAGCAGAAGAAAUGUAGAGUAUCCAUUUUCUAACAAGCAUAAUGGGAUUGAACUUCAGCAAAAUUUGAUGGGAUCUUUAGAUCUGUAUUCUAAUGAAACUAUACCUGCAAUGCAUCUGCUGAGCCUCAUGGAUGCAGGGAUGCAGUCAGGUGCAGCUUUCAAGACGGGUGGGAACUCAAAAUUCCUCAAGAGGGUCUCUCCUCCUGAUCAUAACUCCAAGGAGUAUUCUCUUUUGGAUUUUGGUGUUCAUAACAAGCACAGUGAUACUUCAAAAGACCCACUUGAUUAUUAUUGUAAAAAGCAACUUUCUGAGAAAUCCCAUGAUUUAUUCUCUGUCAAUGCAACAAUUGGUCCCUCUAGUUCAUCGUCUCUUCAGAGUAAAGGUUUUGAAAGGGCUAAUGACUUUAUGGAUCAUGUUUCCUUUUCUUCUAGAAGAAAAGAGAAGGUACAAAGCUCUAGUUCAGCUGCACAGAAUCGAGGUCGUAGAGCUCUAAAUUCUAUGUUUGCAAGUGGUGGUUUUGGGACAAAUCACAGUGCCAUUCCUGUUCAUAGUAUGCAGAAAGGUUCACUUGGUGCAUCUGGUUCAAUGGUUCUUCCUUCGCAACUGCACACUACAGAGAAUUUAACAGAGCACAAGUUUGCAGCUCCUUAUACUAUUGGAACCUUCUGGCCUCCAAAAUCCCCUUCCGAGUCCACAAUCUGCACCAUUAACAGAAAUCCAGCUGAUUUUAGCAUGCCAGAUGCUGGAAAUGAGUACAUGAUUAGAGGAGAAGACUUGAAAUUUGGACAGAGAAAGAGACAUGGUUUAACUAGUGCAGACCAGCGCAGGCAACAGAGGAAUGCUAAACGCACAACAGAAAAGGAGCGGGCCAGACAUUAAAAUUUAUCAGGUUCCCGAUUUGCAUCGUGGUGACAUCUUCAGAUUUUCUCCAACUCCUGGGAAAUCUUUCUCUAGUGGUUUCAGAUUGCCAGUCAUUCUUCAUACUGGUUUAUAUCAGAAACGCAAUACUCCCUUUGAUUUUGCUAGGCAUUUCCCAUCUCUAAAGUUGAGCCUAAAAAACUAUGCUGGUUUUAGGUCAAGGCCUGUAUAUUAUUUUAUGCCUUGACCUCUUGCAAGUAAACUAUAUCUAAUGUUAUUUUCCAGUUUCAUUUGUCUUACUGUUAGAGUACAACAUAUCCCCUCUAUUUUCAGAAGGGUUUACUUUUAAGUCUUUUGUCUCGGAUGCUGCCUCAUUCCUGAUCGAGAAGUCAGUGAAUUAGCUGGCACAUGUGUUGUUGGAUUUGUGUAAAUUAAGAACCCCUUAUGGGUCAUCAAUAAGUGACUUAUUGUGUAGUAUUGUACUUGGUUGUAAUUUCUCAUAGUGUCCUCCCCCCAAAAAAAACUUGAGACAAUGUAUUGCUGGUGUGAUUUUAGACAAUAAGACUUGAGAAAUAUAAUAUUGUGGAAGCAAAUCAAA